CUUAAAUGUCCUUUUAGUUUAGGAAUGAUGGAAGGGGUAUCUGGCUACCACAGCUUCUGUCUCUGGUCUGGUUGAUGAUUGUUGGGAGCUGGGAGGAGCAGCUCUCCCUUUAACAACAAGCUGAUAAAAUUAAAGCUGCCGGUGUCAAGAUGGCUUCGAACCCUCCUGGGCAAGGCUUUCAGAAUAAAAACAGGGUUGCAAUUUUGGCUGAGCUAGACAAGGAGAAGAGAAAGCUGCUGAUGCAAAACCAGUCUUCCACAAAUCACCCCGGGGCCAGAGUUCUGCAGCCACUCUACCAAACAUAUGAACUCCCCAUCAUGAAGACUAUGGACCCCUGCCUCUCGCUCGCUAGGUCCUCCCUUAACAAGGAUUUCCGUGAUCACGCCGAGCAACAGCACAUAGCAGCGCAGCAGAAGGCUGCCUUGCAGCACGCUCACGCACAUUCUUCAGGAUACUUCAUCACCCAGGACUCUGCAUUUGGAAAUCUUAUUCUACCUGUAUUACCACGGCUGGAUUUAGAGUGAGAACUUGAUUUAGUGUCCUUCCAAUGAAAGCCAUUGAGGUAGCAUCGUGCAGCUUCGGUUCCCCUUCCCAAGCCAUCGGUAGUGAUUUGUGAAAAUAGCAGAGGACUCGAAACUGGACUUAUUUUUCUUUACAUUCUGCCUUUGUAAAAGUUUUCAUUUUGGAGCCGGACUUUUAAUUGGGGAAGGUGAAGAUUAAACUAUUUUACGAGUUCUAAACUA
This is a messenger RNA of Eublepharis macularius, 743 nucleotides long. RefSeq names its product INTS3 and NABP interacting protein (gene INIP). Gene Ontology annotation, cellular component: SOSS complex; nucleoplasm; nucleus. Bases 150 to 524 code for a protein of 124 amino acids. The transcript has 6 exons. Gene Ontology annotation, biological process: DNA repair. The record is from RefSeq and is a predicted model, not a curated record. NCBI's taxonomy places the organism in Eukaryota, Metazoa, Chordata, Lepidosauria, Squamata, Eublepharidae.